This is a messenger RNA of Vicugna pacos (alpaca), 4192 nucleotides long. The record is from RefSeq and is a predicted model, not a curated record. NCBI's taxonomy places the organism in Eukaryota, Metazoa, Chordata, Mammalia, Artiodactyla, Camelidae.
CGGCGGCGGCCGCGCGCUCCCCGGACUGCAGGCGGGAGCUCGGGGGAUCCCGGCUGAGCUCUGUAGAGCUGGCCGGGCAGGCCCGGAGAUCCCCGGUACCCGGAGCGGGCCCGGCCUGAACGUGAUGCCAGUUUGGCCAGAGCCUUGGGGACGCAGCCUUGGGGACGCAGCAACUUGGUGAGGGGGACAGGGCUCCGGACUAGACAGCACCCACCCGAGCUGGCCGCUCCCGCCUGCAGUCUGCCUUUAGGAGUCGUGGUCCCGGGCUCAGAGGCAAGGAGAACCUCAGGUCGGCGGGUGGAACCACUGGGCACCGCCGUGGGAGAGGUAGAGUGAGUCUGAGGUCAGUGGAUGAACAGACAGAAGCUGAAAGAUCUCCAAAAAGGAUGCGUGAGAGGGCCGCGCAGAACGGGAGCACGGGCGGCUGGCUGCUGGCACUUUGCCUGGCGUGGCUGUGGACCCGCCUGGCUUCGGCCUCCUUGCAGCCUCCAACUCCAACAGUCCCCGUGAAGCAGGGCACCUGUGAGGUGAGCGCUCACCGCUGCUGUAACCGGAACCGCAUCGAGGAGCGCUCCCAGACCGUCAAGUGCUCUUGCUUUUCUGGCCAGGUGGCCGGCACCACUCGGGCCAAGCCCUCCUGCGUGGAUGCCUCCAUCGUCCUGCAGAGGUGGUGGUGUCAGAUGGAGCCCUGCCUGCCUGGGGAGGAGUGUAAAGUGCUCCCGGAUCUGUCGGGUUGGAGCUGCAGCAGUGGACACAAAGUCAAAACCACCAAGGUCACACGAUAGCUCUUGGGGUCACGUCCUGAACAGGACAGCUUGAUUAAGCCACAGACUGGAGAACGGUGUCCAGUUAUCAGUCACCAAACGUGGAGAUUCACUUACCCCGACCCACACCCUGUGCCAAGUACCGCAGCAUUCUUUCCAGGGGCAUUUCAGUCGAGCUGCUCAGCAGAUACAGAGCACGUGUCUCCAGGCCUGUGGUGUUGGUUCUAGGGGACACAGAGGAAAGUCAAGAUACCAUUCCUGCCCGUAGGGAAUGUUCAGUCAAGUUGGAGAGCUGAUGAAAGACACUCUAGAUAGUUUAGAUUAAAGUAUGUGGUAUCAGACAGUGGCUUCUGGACCAUAUGCUAUGAACAUGUUGGGGGUGUGGGGAUGAGACUCCCACAGCUCUUUGGCCACCCCCGGCCACAGGGCACAGGCAGGAGGUCACAUUCACCACCCACUGCUUCCCUCCCUCACAUCAGUCGGAAUCCCCGGCAAGCUGCUGAAGGAGAACACUCUCCCCUGAUGCCAGACCUGCUGUACCUCGUUUGGAUGGGACUGAUUUGACUCGGGAGAGGGAAACAGAGAUGAAAGCAAGUAACUUGCCAGCAAAGCUUCUGCAGAGGCCUGGCCUGCUCCGGGCUGCUUACUGGGUAUGGGCUGGACGGGACCGUAAAAUCACCCCCAUCCAAGCACCUCCGGUUUUUGUUUGUUUGCUUGUUUUAACAGAGGAGGGCACUGAGUCCAAGAGAGGCGAGGUGACUUGCCCAAGUUGUCACAUCUUGGGCUCUCAGAUCUUUAAGACUGCUGACCUUUCACUUGGCCUGGAUUUUGGGGUUCCAGCCUAGGCCUUCCAUAUUGGUUUCAUCUCAAGAACAGAAACCUGCAAAGAACUGGCCAGUCAGCACAAUGUUUCUGAGCAGGAAGUUUUACCAAGGUCACUCUUACCUGAAGUAUCCAGAAUAUCUGCACAUCAGGAUGCAGGGCCACUGGGUCUCCACUCUGCCCUCAGCCCCAAAACUUCCAAACAGACCCUGGGACAACCCAGAGGUCCCUCAGCCUAGUGAGAAGCAGGCAGUCUGAGCUGGCAGCCCCACUGCCACUCUCACCCAUCUCUUCCGGAGUCCUUAGGCCAUACCUCUCAGAGGCUCUGGCUCCAAGAGAGGGUCUGGGUGGCGUCCAGGGCUGGUCACAGUCUUCUCCCUUCAGAGGCCCUGCUGGGCAGGAGGGGAGCACUUGCUGGGCCUGAUGGAGCCUCUGUCCAGGACUGAGGGUCAGACGGUUUGCAGAUGACACACAGGCCUCAGGAACUCAGAGACACCCGUUACUUGGAUGUCUCAUCAGUAAGAGAAUUACUGCUGGCGUCAACCCGCAUCAGCCGGGAUCCCCUGGGAUCACCAGCAUCACAGAGUGUGAUGGGGCCUUGAGGGAAGGGGCGUCAGUAGAGACAAAUGGGGACAGUGCUGAAUUCUGACCCUUGGAGAAGACAAAUCAGAUGAUGAGUUGGGGCAGAGUCUCCGCCGCUCCCUGCUUCUCUCCCUCCCUCCCCGUGCAGUAGAGUCAAGAUCAUUCCCCUACUCCAGGGCUCUUGUUUUUGCAUUUUUUGUUUGUUUUUGGUAAUGGGGUGAACAAUGUGCGGCUUCCCACUAGACUAUAGAUGUCAGCGCUUGACAACUCUCAAUCUCUGCAGAGUGGGGUCCCAGUGGGGGUAGUCAAGGAGUAGGUCAAAAGUUGUCAUCAUGUCCUGCAAGGUUGGAGAAUUAAUUAAGGGGUUGGCAUACUUUCUGGAAAGGAUAGUAUGUAUUUUGGGCUCUGCAGGCACCAAACAGUUUCUGUGGCAUAUUCUUCUUCGUUUUUGUUGUCAUUUGUUUCAUACUAUCUUUAAAAAAACUUUUAAAAAAUGUAAAAACCAUUCUUAGCGCAACCUGGUACAAAACCAGGCCCUAGGCAAAUUUUGGAAGGUUGCCAACCAACCCCAGUGAACUUUGAAGGCAGAUCAUCCCUGCAGCUUGAGUCUGCCUCCCUCCGGUCUGCCUGCAGAGCAGUGGGAACCUGAGCGUGAGGGCUGGGUCAGGUUUUGUUUUUCUUCUAAUGUUCCUUGAGAGAUUGGUGAGUGAAUUAUUUAGGCUACAAAUGAGACAGCUUUAGCAGUCAGACAAUAAGAGCCUGAUCUCCUCAAGGCCAGGAUGCGGGCUUCUCCACUCCCUCCCCAUCCUUCGAGACUGUGUCCAGGAGGGAGGGAGAGGGCUCCGACCCUUGUCCAUCUGCUGCAUCCACAGAAGCUGAGCUGUGAGCCAGGGGAUGAGCCUGAGAGAGUGAGGGUUAUGCUGUCCAAACUUCCCAAAAGCCACCAACCACCCCAGCCCCUGCCUCAGCCAAAGUCCAGCCCCCUUGAUCCCCCCUGACCUCCCUCAUCCCUGCUGCAGAGAAGACCUCUUUCCUCUGGCACGUGCUGGAGUUUGCUAAUGCUUUUUUUAACCCCUCAAAGCCUCCAUUUCCUCCUGGCUUAUUCAUUGGUUUAUUUGGUGGGCUUUGAGGGAUAUUCUGUGUGUUGUCAGGUAAGCCCCACACGUGAGGACCUGGUGGAGAAGGGAAAGCAUCUCACCUCCCAGUGGGACCUCCCCAGGGUCCUGUCUCCCACUAAGUCACUAUCUGUGCACAUCUCAUAGCUACUUUGAUGACAGCAUAGGGAUGCAAAUUAACUUUCCUGGAACAUAGAAUUCCUGGAGUCAUUGGUGUUCCUUUUUUCCCCUUAGUGGGAUGGGCUCUCCGAUUCCCUGAAGUUAGCCGGUACACCUACCUCCUCAGCUUAGAAAGGUUGCCAAGUUACAGGAGAUCAUGUGGCUAAUUUCUGUGGCCUCCUGGCAGUUUCAUUAAGGUCUGUGAGUGACAUCCUAAUUAAUGGCCCCAGACAGUAGCCUGGAGUUGAAGCCACAGCUUCCUAAAAUCACACGCUUAGAGCCAGAAGGGAUUUUAGAGAACAUUAGCUAAUUCCCUCAUUUGACAGAUGAGGAAAGGGAGCCUCAGAGAGGUUAGGUGAUUUGCUCAAAGUCACACAGCAAGCUGGAUGGCAUGUCCUGCCCAGUGAUCCAGAGAAGUGCUUUUUACACUACUACACAUUGCCUCUUUACCCUGGUACAGAUGAGGGCCCUGCAGAGAAGCCAGGGUUUUAGCAAGGAUGAAUAUGAAAGAGUCUUAUUCUAAAAUCACCUGACCCUGUGAGGACAAAAGGACAGAAUGAAGAAGAAUUGGAAGCAUUUAGAGAUAUAUGCACAGAAAGGGGAGAGGAGGGACAAAAGGGGGAUUAAGAUCACUCAUUCAGAAGAACAUCAGAACACCAAAGCACAGCACAAAAUAAUCAGAAUAAAAUUUGAUUUUUAUCCUUCUAGGAGAUAAAGAGACAGGAGGAGACAGAAUGGAAGUCCAAUCAA